Strongylus vulgaris is the source of this 348-nucleotide messenger RNA. The record is from the annotation of a GenBank genome assembly. Lineage: Eukaryota; Metazoa; Nematoda; Chromadorea; Rhabditida; Strongylidae.
AUGCUAGCAGAACUCGAUCAAAUGCUGUACUUAUUCCUGGAUGAUAUACAUCUGCUUAAAUAUGGCCCAUUUAUGAGCACAAUUGAAAAGCGGGUUAGACAGCUGACUGGUAGCAAUCGAAGCAUAAUUGUAGCGGAGGUACUGCUUGAUGAAGUGUUGCUUAGGAGAAAUGGCGUCAUGACUGGAGGGAUCCAAGGACCAGGUACUGGAUCUGUGCAUCCAUUUUUGAGUUGUUCUAGAGCUUCCUCUAACUACCCUGAGCUACUUAUCUUACCAGGUAAUAUGGAUGCACUAAAAGAAAUGGCGCUAUGUCAGUUUGAGUUCAUCGAUAGCGCUGUUCGAUCAUGC